This is a messenger RNA of Puntigrus tetrazona (Sumatra barb), 774 nucleotides long. It is a transcript of the gene faub, whose product is annotated as FAU ubiquitin like and ribosomal protein S30 fusion b. Lineage: Eukaryota; Metazoa; Chordata; Actinopteri; Cypriniformes; Cyprinidae. The record is from RefSeq and is a predicted model, not a curated record. The transcript is spliced from 5 exons. Gene Ontology annotation, molecular function: protein binding; structural constituent of ribosome. Gene Ontology annotation, biological process: translation. Bases 151 to 552 code for a protein of 133 amino acids. Gene Ontology annotation, cellular component: cytosolic small ribosomal subunit; ribosome.
AAUAAAACGGAUUUAGAAGCUGCCCAGAGGACUUUAACGCGGCUUUGAUAAAACGCGCACGCGCACGCACAGGCCGACACUUUCACGGAGUUUGUUGUUGUCGUGUUUGUUGUUCGUAUCUGGCGCCAGGACAGUUUUCGACUGAACAUCAUGCAGUUGUUUGUUUGUGGUCAAACUUUGCACUCUAUUCAUCUGAAUGGAUCAGAGACUGUUGCCCAAAUCAAGGCUCAGAUUGAAGCUUUGGAGGGCCUGGCAUGUGAGGAUCAGAUGAUUUCUGUCUGCGGGGUUCCUCUGGAGGACGAGACUCUGAUCUGUCAGUCUGGGAUUGAGGAGUUCAACACUCUUCAGGUCUCUUCGAGGCUGUGCGGAGGCAAAGUCCAUGGUUCCCUGGCAAGAGCAGGCAAAGUCAGAGGACAGACUCCCAAGGUAGACAAGCAGGAGAAAAAAAAGAAAAAGACCGGCAGGGCAAAGAGAAGAAUUCAGUAUAACCGACGCUUUGUCAACGUUGUCCCAACAUUUGGCAAAAAGAAAGGACCAAAUGCCAACUCGUAAUUUGCUCUUCAAAAUGAGUGUUUUUGCAUUCCUAAAUAAUUUAUAAACAAUAUCAGGUAAUUAACAAUAAUUCAUAAAAAAAUAUUUUAAGCACUUCAUGCGCUAUAAUGAUUAAAAUGUUGAUUGAUUAAUAUGAUUAAAACUAUAAUGAGAUAAUUACUAAAUCACCUGGAAAGAAAGAGGCCUUAAAAGUUGCAAAUAAAAACAUUUAUUGAAAUAUCA